AUGGCACCCAGUCCCCAGGUCGCCGAGGCGCUCGCCCGCACCGAGGCCUCUACCGGCGAAAAGACGCCCCUCUACGAGUCCCUCGUCGGCUCGCUCAAGACGCUCUCCACGCCCGCCACCGCCAUCGAGGACCUCACAGCCGUCGCCGACUCGUUCUUCCAGCAGUCCCUCGGCGUCGUGUCGACGCGCUCCAUCCUCGGGGCCUUCCUCGCCACGCUGCCGACCUUUGACGACGACGCCCUGUCCAUCGCCGUGGGCGAGCACACGCUCGCGCGUCUCGCCGCGCAGCCGGCGUCGUUCGCCGACGCCGCGGCCGAGCUGGGCCUGCUCGUGGCGGCGGCGCACGAGGCGCGCGACGACUUUCUGGCGGCGGCGCAGACGCUGGCGGCGAUCCCGCUCGACAGCGCGCAGCGCAAGGUCGGGGACGCGGACCGCGCGCGCGUCUGGGUCCGCAUCGUGCGCAACUACCUCGAGGUCGACGACCCGCUCGCCGCCGAGACGUACCUCAACAAGCUCAAGAACAUCAUGCACACGGUGCCCGACGCCGACCUCGCGCUGCACUUUGCCCUCUCGCAGGCGCGCAUCCAGGACGCCAAGCGCGACUUUCUCGGCGCCGCCGCGCGCUACCACGAGAUUAGCUUCUCGCCCGCCAUCGCCGACGAGGAGCGCCUGCACACGCUCGCCAUGGCCAUCAAGUGCGCCAUCCUCGCGCCCGCCGGCCCGCUGCGCAGCCGCGCCCUCGGCCGCCUCUACAAGGACGACCGCGCGCCCCAGCUGCCCGAGUUUUCCAUCCUCGAGAAGAUGCUCCUCGACCGCCUGCUCGCGCCCGCCGAGGUGGCCGCCUUUGCCCAGGGCCUGCAGCCGCACCAGCGCGCCACCACGGCCGACGGAUCCACCGUCCUGGACAAGGCCGUCGUCGAGCACAACCUGCGCGGCGCCAGCCGCCUCUACGACAAUAUCCGCUUCGACGCCCUCGGCGCCCUGCUCGGGCUCGACGCCGACAGGGCUGAGCGCACCACGGCCCGCAUGAUUGAGCAGGGCCGUCUCGUCGGCCGCAUGGACCAGCUCGACGGCAUCGUCUGGUUCGAGGGCGGCGAGGCCUCGGGCGAAAAGGGCAGCGCACACGCCAAGGAAACCGUCGGCAAGCAGACGCGCAAGUGGGACGCCAAUGUCGAGAGCCUGGCCCAGCAGGUGGAACAGGUGACCAACUCUCUCCAGAGGGAGUUUCCGGGAUUUGUUGCUACGCAUUUGGCGGUCUAG
Messenger RNA from Cordyceps militaris CM01, 1260 nucleotides. RefSeq names its product COP9 signalosome subunit CsnD. The record is from RefSeq and is a predicted model, not a curated record. The transcript has 2 exons. Lineage: Eukaryota; Fungi; Ascomycota; Sordariomycetes; Hypocreales; Cordycipitaceae. Gene Ontology annotation, cellular component: COP9 signalosome; cytosol. The coding region runs from base 1 to 1260 and encodes 419 amino acids.